Metarhizium album ARSEF 1941 is the source of this 3192-nucleotide messenger RNA. Its product is annotated as coiled-coil domain-containing protein MTMR15. The record is from RefSeq and is a predicted model, not a curated record. Gene Ontology annotation, molecular function: flap-structured DNA binding; 5'-3' exonuclease activity; 5'-flap endonuclease activity. Gene Ontology annotation, biological process: interstrand cross-link repair. Gene Ontology annotation, cellular component: nucleus. Bases 1 to 3192 code for a protein of 1063 amino acids. The transcript is spliced from 4 exons. Lineage: Eukaryota; Fungi; Ascomycota; Sordariomycetes; Hypocreales; Clavicipitaceae.
AUGCUUCACCGCGAGUACUUCCCCUUCCUGCCGACCCCGGAGUCGGAGCCACGGGGUCCAGUCGACCAGCCCAUGCUGGGGGCGCCCGCCCCCGAGGGCUGGUGGGACGACAGCUCCCGACUCCUCUUCGGCGCGGCAGAGCACAUCGCCGCCAUUCUACACGAGGCCUCCGAGUGUGGCGUGCAUCUCAUGACGCCCUUUGCCGGGUUCUGCGCAUUCUCAGCCGGCUACCUCAACCUCUACGUGGCGAAAUACCCCCGAAUGAACCUGGGCCGCAGCCCGCGAGCAAGCGACUGUCUCAAAAUGUGUCUCGACUACCUGGAAAAGUUUCGACUUGUCUGGAAAAUCGCCGACGGAUGGGGCGGCACGCGCAAGAUCAAAACGAUACACCAUGCAUCCGUGCUCUACGAGCGAGCAACCGAGGACCGGACACGAUACCAGGGGCGCACACGAGCAGACUUUGAUACUCUACACCAGUCUGUCCACGAGUUCCGUGUCGUGGAUAGAUCCGACGCGCAUACUCGGGAGAUUCGGGGCGCGGAGCGGCCCUCGGCGCAGGCGACUUGGCCGGUUCAAGGGCACGAGCACGAGCACGAGCACGAGCACGAGCUCGACACUAAUACCUUGUUGAACCAGCUUUUCGCGGAAGUCAGCAAUAACCUCGACGAGCAGGGGGCCUGGUCUCAAUGGUCUGAUACAAGCGGCGAAAGCAGCCGGUCUGCGUCUCAAUAUGACAGCACCAGCACCAGCGGACGGGCGGCAAAGCGGGUAAAGCGAGACGAAGUAGGAAAUGCAGACUUUUUGGACUCUGAAGAGUCCGAUCGCGGAAAUUGGGCGCAAAAGAAGUCCAGCCGGACUUCGUACAAGACAGAAAAUGCGGACACUACAUCUUCCCCAGAAGCCACGGCGUUUGAGAACGUCCUCCCACCAACGCAAAUAGAUGCCGACGCAAUUGAGACGUAUGAACGGAUGAGGUCUUCCACAACACAGGCUGAUGAUGAUGGGGCUACCGCAGAGACCAAACCUCUAUGGGUUCAAGGACGCAGCUCGAUAUACGUGGAUGCCUUUAAUUUAGCCCUUGACACUGUGCUGGAAGAGGAAUCGGAAUUGUUUGACGAGAAGGAAAAGGAAGUUUUCAGAAAGUGGAAAGAUCUGACAUAUGAAGCACAGUAUUUCCGUCUCGGAUAUCAUUCCGAUAUUUCAGAGCUGGAAGAGGCCAUUGAGGCUUUGAAAGCCGUCCAGAAAUUGCCGCCAAAAGACAGUCAAGAUACCGAGGAGCUGGUCCCGGGGUUUGAUCUCGAGAGCUUCAACUUGGGGGCAACAUUCACAUUUGCUGACGCCUCGGAAGACUACAUCGACACCGUCGAAGAAGCAGCCUCGCUUUUGCUUUUGGAUGAACUCAAAGCGUUGGCCAAGGAUGCCAAGAUUGCGGGAAAGAACAAGGCAGAGCUCGUGAAAGGACUCUGUCGAAUGAGCCAACAACAAGUUGGGCUCAUGACACUGGGAUUGAGCCGGCAAAACAGUCGCGACUCUGAUGCUUCCGUCUCUGACCCAGAAUUUGCCGGGCCCUCCAAGUCUGGACGCCUCAAAAGACAAAACUCGAAUCGAAACGAGCAUUAUUUGAAUAAGAUGUUGGCCAUUUUAGGGCCGUGUAUUCGCUUGUCACCGCUUACCUACAAGCUUUUUGAACGGGUACACUUGGUGUUUUACCGAUCUACCGAGUGGACGGAGAAAUCAUUGACGACAAUAAUACUGGCCAAGAUUGCGAGACGAAAAUUCCCAGAGUACAUUGUCUGCAGAACCUCCACCAUAUUUGCCUCACGUCUACAUCUGUUGGAAUUUGAAGCAGGUAUUCGCCUUGAGGCAGACGUGGAUAACAUCCUUGAGUCUAGUGGAAUUCCCAGCGAAGAGGACUUGCAACGAAUUAUGAAUAUUUUUGAAAUGGUAUACCCCCGAUGGAAGCAAUACAUCAAUGACGAGGGAGAAAAGGAGAGAAUGGUGUACGAAAUGGGUGAGGGCGCAUACCUCCGGAGGUUUAAUCCUGCUCAUUCGUACACGAGGAUUAUCGUAAAAGCCAUGUGGGUGAUGGGAAGACGAAAAGAAUAUGCUCGUGAGCAUGAACUUCUCGAGGAAUUGCUGGAUCAGAAGUUGUUUCACCUAGCCCGAAGAGGCUCGUGGUAUCAGCGCAAGGCAUUACUGGAGGAACACUACAUGCCCAGUGUGGAUGCUGACGGAGCAGUCGGGGAUCUGGGGCAGCGAAAGAAGCAGUGGAAGAGAAUAGCCGCUACAACAUGUGAAUCGGCGCUGCAAGACCCUGAUUGCCACCUGAUCCAUCAUUACGAUCUCCAAAAACGACUUAUCAAGCUUGAAAAGAAGUUGCGCAUCCCGCGCCGAUUACAGCAUGACUUUGGACACGUGCGGCUAGCAGAACCCCUCGAAGUCAACGUCGAAGGGAUACAGCUGAAAAGGACUCCAAGUGCCAAGCCGGGAACCCAACAAGCCUCAACAAAGACCAUUUGGCUUGACGAGCUAGAUACUGGAGGCGAGUGCAGCGUGGAAGAGAUGUGCUUGAGCCACUUCCGUUCUCAGGGCUGGAAGGGAUAUCACGCGGAGGGAGGGGCUAUCCGGACCAUAUUUGCGUAUCUCUUCUACGACAUUCUAUUUCUCUACAUACCCAAUGUGUUCCAGACAGAAUACCAGACGUGCCCCCUGGACCUGCACACAGAUGCAUUCUUCCCCGCCAGAGCAUCUGAAAUCAACCACCGUCUCGUCGAGAUAGCCAACGGACAGGGCGAACGGCUCCUCCGGCAAGUCUGGGACAGAGAACACGAAAGCAGGACCAGCGUGGUCGGUCUGAACUGGGACUUUGACGUGGACGACAUGGCGGAGCUGGUACGGUGCUUCAAAGGCAGUGCCCUAGCGGCCAUAUGCAAAGUCAUGGCACAGGAAUACAAGCAUCGAGGGGGAGGGGUGCCGGAUCUCAUCCUCUGGCGGGCAACUGACAAGUCAGCGGACGAAGAAGCCCCAAGCACACGGGAAGAACCGAGAGGCGAGGUCAUGUUUGCCGAGGUCAAGAGCGCGAACGACCGGCUGAGCGACACGCAGCGGCUGUGGAUCCACGUCCUUACUGGCGCCGGUGUUACGGUGGCUUUGUGUAAUGCCAUUGCUAAGGAGGUGAGAGAAGUGGAUUAA